Eufriesea mexicana is the source of this 1364-nucleotide messenger RNA. RefSeq lists its product as uncharacterized. Lineage: Eukaryota; Metazoa; Arthropoda; Insecta; Hymenoptera; Apidae. Gene Ontology annotation, molecular function: phosphatase binding. The record is from RefSeq and is a predicted model, not a curated record. Bases 27 to 1364 code for a protein of 445 amino acids. Gene Ontology annotation, biological process: negative regulation of phosphatase activity. The transcript has 6 exons.
AUAAUUUAUUAUUUUAAUAUUUAAAAAUGGAAGAAAAAUAUUUUGCAUGGGAUGAAAUUUCUGAUGCUUUAAUUUUAUUAAGUACACAAAAAACUGAGGAUGAACAUAUCAAGAAGAUUAAACAACAAUCUGAUCCUGUACAUCAAUCAAAGGUAUACUGUCCUCAUGCAUACUUGAUUUUAAAUUUUCACGAAACUGUAAGCCAACGUGAUAAGCUAAGAUUUAGAAAAUAUCAUUUAAGAAAAGUAUCUCCAAAUGAACCAAAUGUUAUUAUUUUGCAAGAUAUAAAGGAUCUUGUGAUGUUUUUAUUAAUCAGCCCCAUAAGUUCUCAGUUUGUAAACUUUUUUCAUUUACCAAUUGUUGAUCGCUUUUUGAGAGCUGUAAUACUUUAUUUUCAACAUUAUGUGAUAACAUGGGAAGAAUUAAUGAACGAACGUACAGCUACUAUGAAAAAAGCUCCAAAUCCAUUAGCUCAGGGCUAUAGAUUUAAAUAUACAGAAGAAAUGCAAAAUCUGCGUUGUGUCUUAGGUAGAGAAUAUGCUGACUUAAUAAUAGGUUGUCAAGACAUUAUACAAUACCAUCAUAUGAUUGGAGGAAAGAAAGGAGCACCAUCUUUGACACAAUCACAAGGAGAGAAAGAUUUAAGAAUAUUUGAAGUAUUAAUUUGUAUGACACAUCGUAUUGUUUGGAUAGCUUUAGAACGUAAAUAUUUUAGUUUGAUUGAAAUAGAAUUGCAUAGAUUAUUUAGAACUGAAACAUAUAACAUAGCAGAAAGACAAAGUUAUACAAUUCAAGAUAUGUUAUUUGAUGAUAUUCAAGUAUUACAAGGUCACAAAAUACAAGAAAAAAGAAAAUUACUAAGGAAUUCACCUCUAAUACAAGAAUUAAUAUAUUCAAAUUAUGAUUAUCGUCUUCUGACUUUAGGAAUGCAAGACAAUUCAAAUGACAAACGCAUUCUUUAUUUACAACAUGCUCUUGUUGUUGAAGAAGAUAAAUUACAUGAACUGGGAAUAAAAAUAGGAAUUUUAGGAGAAAAUAAAGCUAAUUAUGAUAUAAUAUUAAUGCCCAUUGAAGAAAGAGAUGAAAAACUGGAUAAAACUCAAUUAUCUGAAAAAAGAAAAUAUGAGAGAAAGAAAAGCAUUAAAGAUACAGAUAUAAAAAUACCAGUAAAAAUUCGACAACUUCCACCAUUCCAAACUAAGCCCGAUUUAAUACGAGAUUUUUCAAUGAAAACAAUUAAUAUUAUACCAAGAGGCUAUAAAAUUACUCGUGAGAAAACAAGAAAAAAAUGGUUAAGUAGAGAAAUAAAACGUCAGGAACAUAAAGAAACAGAUACAUAUUCAAUAGUAACAAUUUUAGAUUAA